AUGGUUUUUACUUUUAAUAAACUUAUUCCUUUGGGAAAAUUCUCUUUCGACGUCUCAUUCAAUAAAUUUCACGUGACUAGACCCAAUCGGGCUGGAUGUAACAAGAUUUACGAAAUCAGAAGAUCAAAAAGUUUCUUUUUUGAGUUAGCUGAUUCUUCAGCAAACACCAAUGAUAUUCAUCUUAAAAUACACACAAAUGAUUAUCACAUGAAUUCAAUCCCUAUUAGCUACUCUUCCACCUGUUGCUUUCCUAAUCUGAAAUAUCAGAUUAGUAAGAUGUUACAACAUUUUUUUUCUCAUCAAAAAGUCAUCCCACGCUCUAUUCAAAAAAGAUAUUUUAAUCUUAUUCGUUCCAAAUUACUCGAUAGAUAUUUCAUUAUCAAAUCACGUGCUGACAGUAUCACACAAAGAAAUUCCCGCACAAAAACUUUCUUUAAUUUCUCUUAUAAACGUUAUCAUUUUUAUUUCGGUAUUUUUAUACCAUGUAA
Molecule: messenger RNA, 488 nt
Organism: Rhizophagus irregularis DAOM 181602=DAOM 197198
Lineage: Eukaryota; Fungi; Glomeromycota; Glomeromycetes; Glomerales; Glomeraceae
Source: RefSeq, a predicted model, not a curated record